This is a messenger RNA of Stomoxys calcitrans (stable fly), 1930 nucleotides long. RefSeq names its product phospholipase A1. The coding region runs from base 498 to 1517 and encodes 339 amino acids. Gene Ontology annotation, molecular function: lipase activity. The record is from RefSeq and is a predicted model, not a curated record. The transcript has a single exon. Lineage: Eukaryota; Metazoa; Arthropoda; Insecta; Diptera; Muscidae. Gene Ontology annotation, biological process: lipid metabolic process.
UCAGUCGUCCGCGAACUAUUACAGCGUGCGGUUGGUUGAAAUUUUCUGGCUUGGGGGCGAUUUUGCGAUUUUUUUUUUGCGAAAAUACAAACGAGAAAAACUAUUUUUGUGUCAUCAGUUACGUUAUUUAAUUUAUUCUAUUCUCGGCAGGUUAUUUGCAAUUAAAUAAACAUUUUUCAUAUGUUUUUUUUUUCUGUUCAAACGCUCCCUCUUUAUGUGUCAUAUGAAUGAACUGCUAAAUCGUUAGAGCUAACAAAAAGACUGUUUUUUUUGUAUACGCGCGCUAAACAAAAGUCCACAAAAUAGUGACCAUGAUAAGCUAGACAAUAGUGAGCGUGUAUUUGAACAAAAAGCUAAUCUCUGAAACGGCAAAUUCCCUUUGAGGUUUAUCAGGGUUUGUCAUUUUCGUAAAGUCGGGCAAGAAGUAGAAAAGCAAAACGUACAACGUGUGUUUUUUUUUGGAAUUACAGAACCCAUCAUCUUUAAGGAAAAAAAAAAUGAAAGCCGUCAAAAAUAAAUCCCGCCUUUUGUUGGGUCUACGCAGAUCCCCCGCAGAUUUGACCACAGCCAAGUACAUCUACUACUAUGGACCCAGCUAUGGCGAUAGCUCGAUCUAUGAGCUCGAUGAUUUCGAGACCAUGAUGCAAGAUCCCAAAUUUGAUAAGACUCGCAACACGGUUCUAUAUCUGCAUGGUUAUAUUGAGAAUCCCGAUGUUGAGAGCAUUCAUGUGAUAGUAGAGGCCUAUCUGAAGCGCACCGACACAAAUCUCAUAGUGCUGGACUGGGGUGAGUUGGCCGAUGGCAAUUAUGCCUUUGAUGCUGUGGUCAAUGCCAAACAGCUGGGACCGGUUUUGGCCAAACAUCUGUUGAAGCAAUUCGAUAAUGGUUUGGACAUUGACAAAUUUCACAUAGUGGGUCAUUCAUUGGGUGGCCAAAUGGCCGGCAUUAUUGGCAGAGAAGUUUGGGAACGCAGCCAAAAGACCAAGAAAAUCAAAAGAAUAACCGGCCUAGAUCCCGCCUUUCCCCUUUUCUAUAUGGGUGGCUUGGCCCGUCACUUGUGUAAAUAUGAUGCUGAAUUUGUGGAUGUCAUGCAUACCGAUGCUUGGAUCUAUGGAGCCCCCAGUAGUGCGGCCACCGCUGAUUUUUGGCCCAAUGCCGGCAAGACUCUGCAGCCGGGUUGCCCCAAAAGAAAUUAUCGCAUGCUCACCGAUAAUGAUUUGUCUAGUCAUCGUCGUUCCUGGUGGUUUUGGGCCGAAAGUGUGGCCGACAAAUAUCCGGAUAAAUUCAAUGCCGUUAAGGCCAAAAAUUGGUCUGAUUUCAAGGAGGGCAAGCUGAUCAACGAUGAUCGCCUGCAUGUGGUCAUGGGUCACAAAUGUCCCACCAAUAUUUCUGGAGAUUAUUUCCUACAGACAAAUGGCUCGAAACCUUAUGCUCGUGGAGUGGCUGGUACACGGUACAUAGAACCCAAAGAGUUGCCAGGUUUUAAAUACUGCGAAGAGGAGGAGUUGAGGACAUAGCUUAAGUUUAGUUGAGUAAGGUAAAAAAAUGGAAAAAUAAGGAACACUGAAUAGCUAGUUUUGAGUUUAUAAAACUUUUUUUUUAAUUUUUAAAAGUUUUUAUGUUAUAAAGUUUUUUUUUGUAGAAAUUCUUUUUUAUAAAUUUUUUUUUAUAAUUUUUUUUUUAUACAUUUUUUUACCAUAUAACAUUUUUUUUGUUGAAGUUUGAAUUAUGAGAACGAAUUUAUUACUACUUAAAAUAUAAAAAAAAUCUAAAAAAAUAGGUUUGUUAUUUUUUUUUUUAUUUUUUUUAUAUUUCUUUUUUUAUAAUGAAAAUCCCUUCAUUACCCUAUUAAACAAAAGCUUUAUGUAUAUAAAAUUUUUAGUUUUAAUUAACAUCUCUUAAGCCUCAGAUUUCCUUAGAAAGUGUAGCA